GCGCGACAAAAUGCGUAUUGUACGAUACCAAUGCGACACUAAAACACGACGAUCGUAGACACAUAAUUAUUGUCAUGGAAAUACACUAUAGUAUUUUACGGUAUUUUACCACUGUGAGAUGAAUACAAUACGCUAAUUAGAAGUGUAUUAGAGCGAGGCAGAGCGGUUUAAGCUUCCAUUUGUUUAUAGACUCAUUGUCGACGUGACGAUGUUAGCGUGUUACAUCGGGAUCGGUUCGGUUUACGUCGUGUUCAUUUCCGGCACGAUCCAAGAGUGCAUAGACAGCGACAAGAUCAUCGGUCAGAGCUACUACGCGCUCAUGAUAUUUCCACUUCUUUUUGUAAUGAACACGGCGAAGAAUCUGGCGGACAUCGCGCCGAUUUCCAUCGUCGGCAACUUUUUGAUCUUUGCCGCUGCGCUCAUUGGAAUCGUGUACGCCUUGAAAGACGGAAUCGGCGAUAAGUGGCUCACGAUCGGGCCGAACGUAGACAUGUAUCCCAAGUUUAUCGGGAUGGUCUUCUUCAGUAUGUGUUCGCCGGGAGUGGUGUUAGCAAUAGAGCACAGUAUGAAAAAACCCUGGAAUUACGUCAAACUGUGCGGAAUACUGAACUGGGGCAUGGCAUUUUUGGUCUUGAUACACAUCUUCGUCGGGACUAUUGGUUACUUGAAGUGGGGACCCGAUGCGCUUGGCAAUUUUAUCCGUAAUCACGAGACGCACGACGGACCAACGAUAGCGGCACUGAUAAUGCAGGCGCUGGCGAUAUACUUCACGUACGGAUUGCAAUGUUACAUGCCCAUCAGGAUUCUCAAGGACAGCUACGCCGAACCUGCCAUCGAACGCGGCACCUGUAAAGGAACACCGUUUCUCUGGGACCUGAUAAUCCGCUCCGGCAUCACCAUCGUUACAUGCAUUCUGGCAGCGGUGAUCCCGAAGCUCGAUCUCUUUACCGGUCUGGUCGGCGCUGUAUGCAUAUCUACGUUGGCCACGUUGAUCCCGGUUACCUUGUACAUCCUCGUACAUCACGAGAAUUUCGGAAAGUUCAAAUGGAGACUGAUUAUGGGCGUCUUCAUGUUUUCCAUCGCCUUUAUCGCAGCCGUGUGUGCCGUAGCGACUAAUCUCAUCUUAAUCGUGAGAUACUUCCAAUAUGGGUACGGAUUAUUAAACGAUAAUAAUAUUAAAGAAAUUAAAAUGCGGGAAUAUUAAUCCAAAUCGUAGUGACGGCUCUCAAUAAGACCGACAGUAAGGUAGAGAGAAAGGGCCAGUGCGAGCCAACCGUAGAAAUUAUCCAAUGUGGAACUUUUUUUAAUCGCUUUAUUAAUUAAUAUCCAAACGCGUCGACCCAUUUUCGGGUCAUCCUCAGUGAGGCUAGGGCCAAAAAUGAUACUUGGUGUUACAAAAACUUAACAAUGUUAAAAUUUAGAUUA
Vollenhovia emeryi is the source of this 1425-nucleotide messenger RNA. Its product is annotated as proton-coupled amino acid transporter 1-like. The coding region runs from base 209 to 1204 and encodes 331 amino acids. Gene Ontology annotation, molecular function: amino acid transmembrane transporter activity. Gene Ontology annotation, cellular component: vacuolar membrane. Gene Ontology annotation, biological process: amino acid transmembrane transport. The transcript has 4 exons. Lineage: Eukaryota; Metazoa; Arthropoda; Insecta; Hymenoptera; Formicidae. The record is from RefSeq and is a predicted model, not a curated record.